Molecule: messenger RNA, 3421 nt
Organism: Anolis sagrei ordinatus
Lineage: Eukaryota; Metazoa; Chordata; Lepidosauria; Squamata; Anolidae
Source: RefSeq, a predicted model, not a curated record
CACCAUGGACAAGAACUACGUAUCUCUGACAGACGAUGAACUUCUUGCCCGACUGAAGAAAUAUGGCCUCCCACAUGGGCCCUUAGUUGGAACAACUCGGAAACUGUAUGAAAAGAAAAUAUAUGAAUAUGAGAAAACACUGGGACAACGGCAGCCUCUAUCCAGAAGUCCAGCAGUCCACACAAGUAGCAUUGUGGACAAGUCCAAACUACAGAUGACAGAUGGUGAAAUCUUGGCCCUUUUGAAGAAAUAUGGACUGGAACAUGGACCUGUUGUUGCAUCAACCCGGAAACUCUAUGAGAAGAAAAUCCAUGAAUAUGAGAACAAGCUGAAGCAGCAGGGUUCUGUAGUAGGUGCCCCAACAACUGAGCCAAGUGAGAAGAAACGGGCAAAACCCAGAAGUAGCUCUGUCAAAGACAAAUGUCCCAUAUCUAUACAUAUUUCUACUUACACAGAUUCAAGGACCAUCCAAUACAUCACCCCAGAGGCCUACAGGAAUUCUGGAACCACGGAAAACCACAUCUCGCAGCAAGCAGGUCUCAACUUUAAAAGGAUAUGCUUAACAGAAUAUGACCACUCUCCCAGAACUGAGGAAUAUUGUUCUAACAAUGGAAAUGAAGAAGCAAGGACAGAGGAACACAAGACAAGCCUCCCUGCUGUAACUUCACAGGUCUUCCCAUAUAUUCCCAUUGCCGAGGUGAUCCCAGUGAAAAGUUCUGGCAUUUCAGGUGUUCAAUGGAAAGCACCUGAAUCUGGGCCGAUACAGGCCAAGACUCCUCGGAGGGGGGAGACUCUGCUUCCAGUGUCCCAGUACAAAUGGCAAGAGCUGACGGAGAUGAGGGAUUUGCUCCUUGCGGAGGCUGAAGUGCAACCUCCCUCAAGCAAACCAUCAGGCCCAGCUGUGAGAUCUCUCCCCCCUCAAUGGGCUGGACAUCUGGGAAGCGGUUCAGCUCACCCUCAUCAUCAACAGCAGCUCCCAGAUCAUCCAACGCCUGACCUUGGCAAAAGAGCGGCACAAACCGCUCCUUUUGGGAAACUUCACCUUCCAGAGACGCCACAACCAGGGCCGAUACAGGCCAAGACUCCUUGGAGGGGGAAGAGUCUGCUUCCGAAGUCCACAGAUGAGUCCCAGUACACAUGGCAAGAGCUGACGGAGAUGAGGGAUUUGCUCCUUGCGGAGGCUGAGGUGCAACCUCCCUCAAGCAAACCAUCAGGCCCAGCUGUGAGAUCUCUCUCCCCUCAAUGGACUGGACAUCUGGGAAGCGAUUCAGCUCAUCCUCAUCAUCAACAGCAGCUUCCAGAUCAUCCAACGCCUGAACUUGGCAAAAGAGCGGCACAAACCGCAGUCCAAGACUCUCAUUUUGGGAAACCUCACCUUCCGGAGACACGAGAACCAGAAGCAAGGACAGAAGAACACAACACAAGCCUCCCUGCCGUAACUUCACAGGUCUUCCCAAAUAUUCCCAUUGCCAAGGUGAUCCCAGUGAAAAGCUCUGGCAUUUCAGGUGUUCAAAGGAAAGCACCCGAAUCUGGGCUGAUACAGACCAAGACUCCUCGGAGGGGAAAGACUCUGCUUCCAAAGUCCCAGUACCCAUGGCAAGAGUUGACGGAGAUGAGGGAUUUUCUCAUUGCCAAGCCUGAAGUGCAACCUCCCUCAAGCAAACCAUUGGCCCCAGCUGUGAGAUCUCUCUCCCCUCAAUGGGUCGGACAUCUGGUAAGCGAUUCAGCUCACCCUCAUCAUCAACAGCAGCUCCCAGAUCAUCCAACGCCUGACCCUGGCGAAAGAGCGGCACAAACUGCAGUCCAAGACUCUCAUUUUGGAAAACCUUGCCUUCCGGAGACACGAGAACCAGGGCCGAUACAGGUCAAGACUCCUUGGAGGGGGAAGAGUCUGCUUCCAACGUCCCAGUACACAUGGCAAGAGCUGAUGGAGAUGAGGGAUUUGCUCAUUGCGGAGCCUGAAGUGCAACCUCCCUCAAGCAAACCAUCGGCCCCAGCUGUGAGAUCUCUCUCCCCUCAAUGGGCUGGACAUCUGGGAAGCGAUUCAGCUCGCCUUCAUCAUCAACAGCAUCAUCCAGAUCAUCCUUUGCCUGAUCUUGGCAAAAGAGUGGCACAAACCGCAGUCCAAGACUCUCAUUUUGGGAAACCUUUCCUUCCAGCGACAGUAGAACCAGGUAGCAGCAUGGAUGAAUAUAAAGGCUUGACAGAUAAUGAACUUAUUACCCGUUUGAAGAAGUACAAUAUCUCACAUGGACCUCUUGUCGGAUCAACUCGGAAACUUUAUGAAAAGAAAGUCUACGAAUACGAGAAAGAACGAAAACCACUCUCUUCAUACCGAGGGUCAGGAUCCUACACAGAGCCAAGUAGCAGCAGCGAAAGCUACGUACGAGAGACUUAUGUGAGUCCACGGAGCAGGGAAACCCUCAGCUACGGACGAGAAGCUCUUGGCUCUGGAAGGAUUUAUGUCAGUGAAAACUAUGACUCUCCAAGAACUGAAUAUUACUCUGAGUAUAGAAGUGAAGAUUCCAGUCCCAGCAAGUCCUACCUGAGUCGUAAUUAUGGUUUGUCCCAUAAUGAAGAACAGUCCAGCUAUACUCCAAAAGACUGGGACAUCAAUUCUUCAGAGACUUCAACAACUUUCUACCGCCAGUCUGCAUCAUCAUUAAGCAGUGAUGUACUUCCAGGGUCAGUGAGUGCCCGCCAACCGAUUGCAGAGCCAUAUCCGUACAGUUCCAGUCGGAAUGAUGUGUCAACUGAGAGGGACAGCAGUUCCUACCAGAGCGUCUUCCAUCGGAAAUCAUCUGGCCUGUCCUCUCUGGGGGUAGAGCCACGUCGUGCCAUUCGCCCUGAGCUCCAGGCCCAAACAUCAGCAGCCAAGGCUUCGGAUAGAAGUGCAGGCACCAAGCGCUACAUACCCCUCUGGCUCCAGUUCCUGGUCUUUAUUUUGCUGGCUGGCUUCUUGGCCUUUGUCUACUUCUACCUGCAAGAUGGUGCUAAUGACAACCCAUUUGCGAAUUAUUUUAAGCAGUGAAUCCCUGGAGCCUCAGGCAUGUUGUAUGUUCCAAAGAGCCUGGAAUGUUUUCCACUGAAAUGCCUUCCUCCUUCCUUUCUUAAACCCCAAAGUGAAGUGGUGUAUUGGGGCCAGAGGUGCGUGAGGGCUUCUCACUAACAUCUCUGAAUUAUGGCAGCUCCCCACCCUUCUCCCCAUCCCUUAAAUCAGCUAUCGUGGGGCAUUUUUCAUCUUAUAUUUUUGUAGCUUUGGCUUUAUAAUCAGGGUGUGGGUUGGCAGAACGGGUGGGAUCCUUUCCCUCCAAACACAUCAAGAAAUUUAAGGGAGAAGACUAAUGUAGACUGUCAACAGCUUUAAAAUAUAAAUCAUUGUAUGGAAUUUUCAAUAAACUCCACUGAUUUUUUUUCUAAA